AUGAGAAAGAACCGGUUGCUAAAUACCACGGCCAACGUACUCGCCGGUCUCUGUGUAGCACCAACCAUACUAGGUAUCCUCAUUCUCUUCCUCAUUCAUUUCGAGUGGACCAGCAAGCCCAUCGUGAUAAGCUCUGUCGCCCCCCGUGUCCUUGAGGAGAAUGCGGCGAAAUUGACGCAAGUCACGUCUGAAAGCCUGCCGAACAACACAACCGCACGGUCCAGCUGGACGACCGUGGCAUCAACUCCUCCAAUCGAGAAGCGCUUCCCCCCCGAAGCUGUACUGGCCGGAGUCCUCUUCAACCGUCGUCGCUCCUUCUUGGGCAGGUCUCAGGACUCCGAUGGCGGUCCAUGUAUUGUGGCGGUCCCUGCGGGCCGCUGCGUCUUCGUCUGGAAAGGGGUACCUCCGGUCUACGCCGACGACUACGACUACCUAGCACUGUCGUCGAAGGUGACGUUCUUCUGGAAGCCCCACCAGGCUGGUGAGCCGUGGCCCGCAAAUACUGUGCGCGUCCCAGUUCACACGGAUACUUCCCCUGGAGAAGAGUUGUUCUACUACGGCCGAAGUUUGGGCUUCGACGGCAACAGCCUGUUGGCUGGCGUCAUCCGCGCUUCCCAGUCACCUAGGCUUAUCGUGCUGGACCACGCAUCGGUGCGGUUGUUCCCCAAGUACGAGCUGCUCGUCAAGCUGCCGUCGCAGUUUCCUAACGAGCGCUGGCUGCAGUGCUUCGAGCGAUGCAAUGUCACGGAUGAGGCUGUCUACGGCGGCUUCGAAAAUGGCGUCCCGACCCUAGUGGGGAGAGCGUUCUACAAAAGUCGGUUCUCGUUCUGCAAAGUUGUGCACACUGGCUGCGUUCUGUUGGGUGGACAGGUUGCCCUGAUCUUCGAGUACCUGGCGGAGUCGCCGGGCACCACGUACGAAUGGCUGCAGGAAGCGGACAGUCUCGGGCGCGGCCUGUCCGUCGGAGGUGUGGCCGUGGGCCGCAGCCGUCCCAUGUCCCCCGACGGACGUCUCCUCCUGGGUGGCGUCUUGGCGGACAACAGCAGCUCCGGUCUAUUUGCCUGCGACGGCAGGGAACCCCUGGCUUCACCCCUGCGAUCCUUCCAGCUCCUCGUCAAGCGGGCCUCCUCCCACUGA
Ixodes scapularis (black-legged tick) is the source of this 1137-nucleotide messenger RNA. RefSeq lists its product as uncharacterized. The record is from RefSeq and is a predicted model, not a curated record. The coding region runs from base 1 to 1137 and encodes 378 amino acids. The transcript is spliced from 5 exons. NCBI's taxonomy places the organism in Eukaryota, Metazoa, Arthropoda, Arachnida, Ixodida, Ixodidae.